AUGGAUCGUAGAUGGAUGUAUGAUCGUUAUGAAGAUGGGAAAAGAGGGCAUGUUAAAGACGUUUUUAAACUUGGGGUUCAGUUGUUUAUUGAUGCAGUAAAACAAAAGCCCGUUGUUAUUAGGGAAGGGGGAAUUAGGUGUCCUUGUGUGGUCUGUCAAUGUAGACGUAUUCGCAGCGUAGAUGAAAUUAAGUUUCAUUUACAUACUAAAGGAUUUCAGCCGAAUUAUUGGGUUUGGACAAGUCAUGGUGAAUCCUUUACAUCGGAGCAAGGUGCUUCAUCAAGCAAUACUGUUUUACCUUCACAAAAUUAUCAACAUAAUUACCCGGCGGAAUUACCUUCACAAGAUUAUCAGCAUUACCCGUUCAACAUGAUGAACAAUAUGAUAAGUGAUGGUCUUGGGUACAAUGUGGUGAACGAGUUUGAAGAUGAAUGUGAAGGAGAUGAAGAGCCGAAUGCCGAAGCUCAGAGAUUUUUUGAUCUUUUAAAAGAGACCAACGUACCGUUGUUUGAAGGUUCUACAGACUCGAAGUUAACAGUUUGUGUUAGACUUUUGGGUCUGAAGUCUCAAUAUCUAGUUCCAGAAUUAGCUAUGGACUUGAUCACGAAACUGGUGCUGGAUACGACACCCAUCUUCGCUCGCGGUGAUUUGCCGCGAAGUUAUUAUGAGGCAAAGCAGCUAGUGUCAAAGCUAGGACUAGGAGUGAAGAGAAUUAACUGUUGUGUUAACGGUUGUAUGAUAUUUUAUACCAAUGAAUUUGGUGUUAGUGACGGUGAUUUACUUGAAUGUAAAUUUUGUGAAGAACCAAGAUACCGUCAAACAAAAAAUUCGAGGUCAAGUAGUAGAAAACCAGUACCAAGAAAGACAAUGUUCUAUUUACCCAUAGUAUCAAGGUUGCAGAGGUUGUUGAAGUAA
Messenger RNA from Trifolium pratense (red clover), 915 nucleotides. RefSeq lists its product as uncharacterized. The transcript has a single exon. Bases 1 to 915 code for a protein of 304 amino acids. Lineage: Eukaryota; Viridiplantae; Streptophyta; Magnoliopsida; Fabales; Fabaceae. The record is from RefSeq and is a predicted model, not a curated record.